AACACCACGCCUAGCAGUUGCGGUUUGAGAGAAGCAAAAAUGGAUGUGCCCACAGUGCAAUAUGAAGCCGUCAUCACUGUGCCUCCACUGAAGAUGACAGUACCACGGCGAGUUCGCCGAGUUCUGGUGAGCGAUCCUAAGACGGCCGCAGAAGAGUUUCGUGGGUGUUACCAAGUGGUCAUGUACUACGAGAAUUUGGACGAGGAGGGGUUUGGAUGGGUUCUGGCAGGGUGGAUCGUGGAGUCCCUGGGCAUAGCUCUAUCGGAGCACCCAAUGAUCGCCGGCCGGCUUCAGAGGAAGGCGGAAGGAGGCGGUGGAGACCCGGAAAUGGAAAUUCUGUCGAAUGAUUGUGGCAUUCGAAUGGUGGAGGCUCGAAUCUCCAUUGCUCUCUCAGACUUUCUUGAAUCCAGUGAAAAGCAUAAUAUUGAGCACGAGCUUGUCUUCUGGAAGGAUAUCGACGAGCAGAGUCCCGAGUUCUCACCUCUGUUUUACAUUCAGAUGACCAGCUUCAAAUGUGGAGGGUAUUCAAUCGGCAUUAGCUGCAGUCUGCUGCUGGCAGAUUUUCUUGUGGUUGAUAAUUUCCUGAAGAAAUGGGCAGACAUACACAAGAACGAAGCAGUACGUAAUGGGAAGACAAGAAUGCCUCUAUUUUACCAUCCUCGUCUGAAAAAUGCCGAGGCCCCUCCCCCAAAUAUAAUUCGCCGUACGCCGUACAAGAACGGUGGUCCAAGCUUAUUAUUUAAAAUCACUUCUGAAGAUUCAGAGUUUGAGAUGGAAUCCGCUCGGCUUUGUGUUCAGGAGGCCGAGAAAAAGCUGCACAGAAAAAUGGGGUCGGAGUUUUCUCUGUUUGUGAAAGAACCAUCUGAGGUUAUCAAGGUGGAGGCUUGUGAAUAUAGCAGACAGGCUCUAGGAUUCAAGCAUCAAGUCAGUUGUGCGACAUGGGAUGAGUUUGGAGUGUACGACAUAGCGUUUCACGAAGGGAAGAGGCCUGUUCAUGUGUCUCGUUGGAUUGGAUCGGCUUCUGAAGGAAAUGUGUUGGCAGUCAAAUAUCCAAAGGAGGGUGUUUCCGCAGUUAUGGUAGUCACACUUGCCGCUGAAAACGGCACUCUGAAUUGAUGCAUGCGUAAUGUAAGCAAGCAUGAACAUUUACUUGUGACCGAAAUUUGGUUCUCCUGUGAAGAAACACGGACUUGUUACUAUAUUUUACUCGUCAAAAUGUGAUCUGCAGAAAUUUAUUACUUGGCAUAAAAAUAAAGAAUUUAUUA
This is a messenger RNA of Prosopis cineraria, 1265 nucleotides long. RefSeq lists its product as uncharacterized. Gene Ontology annotation, molecular function: acyltransferase activity, transferring groups other than amino-acyl groups. The transcript has 2 exons. The record is from RefSeq and is a predicted model, not a curated record. Lineage: Eukaryota; Viridiplantae; Streptophyta; Magnoliopsida; Fabales; Fabaceae. Bases 40 to 1116 code for a protein of 358 amino acids.